Peronospora matthiolae is the source of this 810-nucleotide messenger RNA. The record is from the annotation of a GenBank genome assembly. NCBI's taxonomy places the organism in Eukaryota, Oomycota, Peronosporomycetes, Peronosporales, Peronosporaceae.
AUGGCUGAAGGCGCGAACGUCAUGCAUCACUGCAACGAGGUCCUCAACAUCUCCGCCAAGCUUAGCGGCAUCGGUGCGAAGAUGGAAGACGAAGACGUUGCAAUUUGUCUGCUACUCAGUCUUCCGAAGAGCUACGAAAAUGUGGUGCUCAACAUGGAAAUGAGCAGCACCGAGCUUCGCACUCAAGAUGUGGUGAGAGUCCUGACGAAUGAGCAUGCCAAGCGUCAAGGAGAAAAAGGGACAACGACAGCGACUACGGUGAAGGCUGAAGAUGCAAGCAAGGCAUUCAGCGCCGAGCGUGAGCCCUACCAAUGCACGUAUUGUGGCAAGGUGGGACACACGGUGGAUCGUUGCUGGACAAAGCAGAAGAACGAAGGUCGGGGAGCCCGACGCGGCGGCAAUGGUCGUGGACGCGGGGCUAACAAUGUCCAGUGGGGACAUCAUGAUGAAGGCAAUGGCUACGAUCGAGUGGCGUUUGCAGUCUCGUUCGAAUGUGGAGUUUCGACGAGCAAGGACGUGUCUGGAAUGUGGGCCGUCGACAGUGGUGCAACGCACCACAUUUGCCACGACAAGACCAAGUUCGCAAGUUUGGCAGAGCGCAAUGAGGGCGAACUCUUGGUGGCUGAUGGCAACAAGGUGGCCAUCAAGGGUGUGGGAACCAUCAUGGAAAAGGUGGUUCUGCCCAACGGUGAAGAGCGUGAGAUCGAAAUCAAGAACGCGCUAUAUGUUCCAAGUAUGUUGACGGUCAUCGGUUUUCUACCAGUAUUGGUAACCGUGACCGAUCCAAUCCGAACCGCCUGUUCAGCUUAG